AUGGGUGGUGGACCUACCUCUGGGAAAAAGGUAAAGGGUAAAGAUGUAAACUCAGAUAAAGUUAAAUGCACAUGGAAACUUCAUGCAUCUAGGUCAAGUGAACAGGACUAUUGGUUAUUAAGACCUAUAAUCAGAAACACAUCUGCCUCCAAACACGAAAAAUCAGAUCUUGCACAACAACAUUUCUUUCCAAACGUGUUAUGGAUCAGAUUGAAGCUAAUCCUGGACUGCCUGUUCGUGCCCUACAAGAGCAACUCCAAUCAACUUAUGGAAACCUGUGGUUUCAUCCCCAACCAGGCAAUUCAGAAGGAUAUACGUGUGUUUAGGUCCUUUGAAGAAAGGUUUAAGGCAGGUUUGAGAGAAUUUUUAGGCUUAGAUGGAGCCUUCAUGAAGGGACCUUUCCCAGGUCAAAUACUAAGUGCAGUUGGUGUUGAUUCCAACAAUGAACCUACCCAUUGGCAUAUGCUGUUGCUGAAAGUGAAAACACUUCAAGUUGGAAAUGGGUCUUCUACCGCCAUAGAACAAUUGUUCCCUAAUGCAGAACACAGGUUCUGUAUUAGACACAUAUACCAGAACAUGAGGAAGUUAUUUAAGACUACAGAGUACAAGGAGUAUUUUUGGAGGUGUGCUACAGCCACCACCAUACCAGAGUUUGAAGCUGUUGUAAUGGUAGAGCUAAGGAAUUAUGACAUAGAAGCAUAUCAAUGGCUCUUGAAAAUCCCUCCACAUCAUUGGUAUGAAGUCAUUUUUCAGGUGUUAAACAAGUGUCAAGGUCCAUUAACUCCAACUGGUACUAGGAUUUUGGAAGCAAACACAACACUAGCUAGUAAGUAUCAUGCACGAUGGAAUGGGGGACAAAAGUAUCAGGUUAAAGGUCCAUGGAAUGAUCAACAUGUGGUGGACAUGGAGAAAAGGGAGUGUAGUUGUAGAAAGUGGGAGCUUACUGGAAUUCCUUGCAAACAUGCUAUUGCAAGCCUAAAUGAAAUGGCAGACAACAAUGAAAAGGUAGGAGAACUAUACACCUAUGUGCAUAAGGUGUAUUGGCUUGAUACAUGGAAAGAGAUGUACUCCUUCAAGGUGGAGCCUAUCAAAGGUAGAGCCAUGUGGCCUAAGAGUGACUGCCCAACAACUCUUGUGCCUCCACCACACAACAAAGCUAUAGGCAGGCCAAAAAAGAAAAGAAGGAUACAGCAGAGGAAAGGAUUGAAAUCCAGCAACGUAAGAGGCAAGCAAACAGUCAAAGUCAAACAUGAUAAUGAAACUCAAUCACUGAGCAGGAAGUUUUUGACUGUGACAUGUAGUAAGUGUAAGCAAAAGGGUCACAAUGCCAGGACCUGCAAGGCAAAGAUGGGAAAUGAAUGUUAA
Molecule: messenger RNA, 1365 nt
Organism: Lactuca saligna
Lineage: Eukaryota; Viridiplantae; Streptophyta; Magnoliopsida; Asterales; Asteraceae
Source: the annotation of a GenBank genome assembly